Penaeus vannamei (Pacific white shrimp) is the source of this 635-nucleotide messenger RNA. The record is from RefSeq and is a predicted model, not a curated record. Lineage: Eukaryota; Metazoa; Arthropoda; Malacostraca; Decapoda; Penaeidae.
CUUUCCCAUCUAACACUAGGUAACCAGUACACAGGAUAUGAGGAAACUACAUGUUGCUGCUGAGUGGGACAAGGAUGUGGAUCCCACAAAAGCUUUCGUCAUUGAUGGACAGUUUGCUAAUGGCGAAAUUGGAGUGGAAUUCAAAUAUGGUGACAGGGAAGUGUCCAUCCUUGGCAAGCUAAUUGACAGUGGUGUGGAGGUGGAAACCAAAUGGGCUUCUGACAAGAGAAUUUUCAAUGUUCACUACACACUUGGCAAUACCAAUUCGCUGGCAGCUACAGUGCAGACGCCAUUCCAAGGUUGGGAAAAACAGGAUGCCACCUUUACCUUCUCCAUCAAGGAUUAUGAAGUUGAGAGCCGAUUUUCUGCUACAUGGAAGAACACACAGCAAAUGGCACUUAUUGUCACUGGUAAGGUAGAACCUGGACUCUUUACCAAUGCUCUUUCCACCAAAGUUGCAUUCACAAGCACCUUUGAUAACUAUGAGCGUAUCGAAUUCUCUCUGGAUCAUAACAUGGUUGAUUCUACCAUCAAGACUCAUUUGGAGGGCGCCUGGAACCAAGAGAAAAUGGAAGGCAACUUCCAACUCACUCCUAACACAAUGGUGUAGAUGCUCGAGCUACCUUCACUUCCCC